This is a messenger RNA of Jaminaea rosea, 885 nucleotides long. RefSeq names its product winged helix DNA-binding domain-containing protein. Gene Ontology annotation, biological process: protein transport to vacuole involved in ubiquitin-dependent protein catabolic process via the multivesicular body sorting pathway. The record is from RefSeq and is a predicted model, not a curated record. Lineage: Eukaryota; Fungi; Basidiomycota; Exobasidiomycetes; Microstromatales. The transcript has a single exon. Gene Ontology annotation, cellular component: ESCRT II complex. Bases 1 to 885 code for a protein of 294 amino acids.
AUGUCCAACAUUCGCGGGCCUGGCCUCACCUUCCUCUCGCGCCAUUCGGCCUCCUCGGCGGCCUACUCGACGCUCUCCACCCAACUAUCCACGCAGCAGUUGACAGACCUGCGCUCCCAAUUGGACACCUUCGCAUCUGCUCUCCGCAACUUCGCCUCACAGCAUCGUAGCGAUAUCCUCAAGGAUCCGGCAUUUCGCGAAGAGUUUCAACGCAUGUGCGCUCAAAUUGGCGUUGAUCCCGUGGGCGCGAGUGGGCAGGAGAAGGUACGUGGAGUCAAAGGGAUGUGGAAUAAUAUGCUCGGUCUGGGAGAUUACUAUUACGAGCUGGCGGUGCAGAUCGUUGACGUGUGUUUGAGCACGCGGGACGUCAAUGGCGGCCUCAUCGAUGUCGAUGACCUCAUCGCGAGGGUGCAACGGCUGAGGAGCGGGGCCGCGGUGCGAGGGCGCGGUACCGCGACUCCAGCUGCCACAACGCCGUCCGCCAUCAGCCACGACGACGUUGCUCGUGCGAUCAAGACGCUACAGCCUCUAGGAUGUGGUUACACAAUAGUCGACCUCUCAUCGCCUACCACACCUGGCGUUCGUGGCGCCAAGUUGGUUCGCUCUCUCCCCGGCGCCCUCGACCUGGACUCGACGCUCCUCCUCUCCCUCCUCGCCUCACCCGACUGCCCUCGUGACGUGGCGUCUGGAUUUGCCUACCUGACGGAGGAGACUCUGAUGGCUGCCAGAAGUCAGGCGCCGGUGAAAGGGAGGUGGGCGAGGCAGCGAGCCAGGAACGCGCUUAGGAGGAUGUGCGAUGAUGAAGGGACAUUGUGGCUGGAUUGGGAUGAAGGCGGCGGCGAAGUCCGCUACUUUACGCUCGCGCUGGGCAGUGCUGGAUCAUGA